Sinocyclocheilus grahami is the source of this 1915-nucleotide messenger RNA. RefSeq names its product peripheral-type benzodiazepine receptor-associated protein 1-like. Bases 89 to 1081 code for a protein of 330 amino acids. Gene Ontology annotation, molecular function: protein binding. Lineage: Eukaryota; Metazoa; Chordata; Actinopteri; Cypriniformes; Cyprinidae. The transcript has 10 exons. The record is from RefSeq and is a predicted model, not a curated record.
GACAUGCAGACCCCAGCCAGAGCUGCCCCAAAGCAGCUGCUCAUGGGAGGCAGGUGGAAGAGAAGCAUCGUUGGCAGAUCCAGGUGCAAUGUGGUGCGAUGUCACUCCAAAAUCGCCACGCUCUGAAAUUAGACUACAUAGAGAGCCCAGAGCAUCUGGAGAAAAUGAGGUGAGAGUCUUUGUUGCCCUCUUCCCAUAUGAUCCUGCAGUCAUGUCACCCAAUCCUGAUGCUGCUGAAGAAGAGCUUCCCUUUAAAGAAGGCCAGAUUAUCAAGGUUUACGGGGACAAAGACGCAGAUGGUUUCUACCGGGGUGAGGCGGGUGGCCGUCAUGGCUAUGUGCCGUGUAAUAUGGUUUCAGAGAUCCAGGUUGAUGAUGAGGAGACCAGAGACCAGCUCCUGAUGCAGGGCUUCCUCUCCACAGAGGCUUCAAUGGAUAAGAUAGACGCCCGCUUACAUGCACAGCUUCCACGCCGUCCCGCUGCACCGCCGAAACCUAGACGCUCCAAGAAAGUGGAGUCGGCUGCGGUGUGGGACGACACGUCUGCUAUGAACUCCUCCAGUCAAGACCUCAGUCGCUCUGCCGACCCGAUGGGAAGCUCCAGACCUCGCAGGAUGGUGGCCAUCUUUGACUACGACCCAAGAGAGAGUUCUCCCAAUGCAGACAUAGAGGCUGAACUGACCUUCAGUGCGGGCGACGUCAUCUAUGUGUUCGAUGACAUGGACGAUGACGGCUUCUACUAUGGGGAUCUCAAUGGACACAAAGGCCUCGUACCGUCCAACUUCCUGCAAGCUUUUCCAGAGACAGAAGAAGAUGCGUCGCGUACGGAGCACACGGUGACGGAUAGCCGCAGGGAUUCACAGGUGAGCCAGACAGAAUUGUCUAAGCAUCUUGAUCCCGUGAGCUCCUCUCAGCCAGGACCAAACCCCGAGCCGGACUCGGAUCAGAAACUGACCCUGAGCUCGUCUCCCCCCGCGACCCCUCCGUUCCCCGACGCCUCCCUGCCUGAGAAGAAGAAGAAAGGUUUCUUCUCCAAGGGCAGGAAGCUCUUCAGAAAGCUGGGCUCCAGCAAGAAGGAAUAGCUGUGAGCCUAAAGAUCUGCAGAUUGCACUUUUUCUCGUGUGUCGUGUCAGUUUCAGUGUGUCCGUCCGAUAGGAGAAUCUUUCUCAUUCUCUGAUUUUUGCCAUAAUGAUGCAGACUUAUCAGCGCUUUCGUCUGUCGGACUGUUUCUUCUUUUCAAAAAAGCAAAUAAUCGCAAUACUUGUGCAAAUAGGAAAAUGGGUUUGAACCCAUUAAAGCUGUGACUAGAGCUCAUGCCUGUUUAAAAGCUAUAAAAUACUCAUUUGAAGAGUAAAAAAUAGCAAAAUAUUCUAAAUAAACGCUUAACUUCAAUAUAACAGCAUCUAGACAUGAAUAACCGUCUGCUAGUGUCACAAACAUCAUCCACUGAAAGGCAGAGCACACUUAGAAGAGACAUGUUGACAUGAUAUUUAUUCCAGGAAUUCUGGAAAAUAAAGCGAAGGAGUGUGACAAAAUCAUUUUUUUGUCGCUACUGAAAUAUUUUGCACUACAAGUAGGGUCCAAGACUGCAGAACUGUGUCCCUUCACCUGUUUUGUGUUGCUGGUGUUAUCCAGUUAAAGCUAGAAUAAUACAAACCGGUUAGUUAAACCAGUACAGACUGAGCUGAACUCAAAUCUUUACAUAUUCAUUCAUUCGUUUUUACUGGAGAAAAUCUGAAGGAUCACCGACUGGCCGAAAAGCUUUUUAUUAUCUAUAUCACAAUAUUUUCUGCACUUUCAGAUUAUUUUAUUAGUAAUGUUGUUGUAUUCUACUGAAAACACGGUUUUAUUAUAUUCUACACACUACUGUGUGGAAGGCCGUUUCUGACACUGAAUUAAAAAAAGGUAAUUGUGAC